Molecule: messenger RNA, 336 nt
Organism: Sinocyclocheilus rhinocerous
Lineage: Eukaryota; Metazoa; Chordata; Actinopteri; Cypriniformes; Cyprinidae
Product: leucine-rich repeat serine/threonine-protein kinase 2-like
Exons: 3
Source: RefSeq, a predicted model, not a curated record
CGGAGUGUAUUGUACAGAAUGAAGGGCUGGACAAAGAGUGGAUCGAGGAGGACGAGGCGAAACCGAAAGAAGCCACUCGAGGAGAGGAGAUGCUUAUCUGGAGAGAGGCCUGUUAUACUGCUUUAGAGAGACAUGCUGACGAUGCUGCAGUGCAGGAAGCUGCAUGUUGGGCUUUAAACAGCUUGCUGCUACAUUACCACUCAUUCAACCGAGUGGAACUGGAAGGAAGGCCUCCUCUUCAUUCUCUCAUCAUGGCUGCCAUGCUUUUGCAUUCAUCCAGUGUGGAGGUUUUCCAAGCUGCUUCCUGUACACUACGCACACUAAUACAGCACCACA